Messenger RNA from Pteronotus mesoamericanus, 2428 nucleotides. It is a transcript of the gene PDCD7, whose product is annotated as programmed cell death 7. Bases 45 to 1505 code for a protein of 486 amino acids. The record is from RefSeq and is a predicted model, not a curated record. Lineage: Eukaryota; Metazoa; Chordata; Mammalia; Chiroptera; Mormoopidae. The transcript has 5 exons.
CCACUCAGAUUCCUGUCACUUCUGAGAAGCUUUCGGCGGUAGCCAUGGCUCUGCCACCUUUCUUCGCCCCAGGUCGCCCGGGCCCGCCACCUCCGCAGCCGCUGCCUCCCGCUCCCUUCGGCUGUCCGCCACCGCCGCUGCCCUCCCCCGCUUUCCCACCGCCUCUUCCCCAGCGGCCCGGCCCCUUUCCGGGGGCCUCCGCCCCCUUCCUCCAGCCCCCGCUGGCUCUGCAGCCCCGGGCCCCUGGAGGAGAAGCCUCGCGCGGUGGCGGCGGCAGCAGCAGCGGCGCUUUCUACCCAGUGCCUCCACCGCCGCUGCCUCCGCCGCCUCCCCAGUGCCGGCCCUUCCCGGGGAUCGAUGCCGGCGAACGCCCACGGCCGCCGCCUCCGGGCCCUGGGCCGCCCUGGAGCCCGCGCUGGCCAGAGGGGCCGCCGCCCGACGUGCUUGGGGACGCGUCCUUGCAGCGCCUGCGCGACCGGCAGUGGCUAGAGGCGGUGUUCGGAACGCCGCGGCGGGCUGGCUGCCCAGUGCCCCCGCGCCCUCCCGUCGGGCCCAGCUUGGGCGAGGUGCGUGCGCGAUUACGCGGGGCUCUGCGCCUGGUGCGGCGGCUGCGCGACCUGGGCCAAGCCCUGCGCGAGGCCGAGGCGGACGGCGCGGCCUGGGCACUGCUGCACGCCCAGGCGGCGCCGCUGCGGGCAGAACUGGCUGAACGCCUGCAGUCGCUGACCCAGGCCGCCUAUGUGGGCGAGGCGCGGCGGAGGCUGGAGAGGGUCCGGCGCCGCCGGCUGCGGCUUCGCGAGAGGGCCCGAGAACGCGAGGCCGAGCGGGAGGCGGAGGCCGCGCGAGCUGCGGAGCGGGAGCAGGAGAUCGACCGCUGGAGGGUCAAGUGCGUGCAAGAGGUGGAGGAGAAGAAGCGGGAGCAGGAACUUAAAGCUGCUGCUGAUGGUGUCUUAUCUGAAGUGAGGAAGAAACAAGCAGACACCAAAAGAAUGGUGGACAUUCUUCGGGCCUUGGAGAAAUUGAGGAAACUCAGGAAAGAGGCUGCGGCAAGGAAAGGGGUCUGUCCUCCGGCCUCAGCAGAUGAGACUUUUGAGCAUCAUCUUCAGCGACUGAGAAAACUCAUUAAAAAACGCUCUGAACUAUAUGAAGCUGAAGAGAGAGCCCUCAGAGUUAUGUUGGAAGGAGAACAAGAAGAAGAGAGGAAAAGAGAACUAGAAAAGAAACAGAGGAAAGAAAAAGAGAAAAUUUUACAGCAAAAGCGUGAAAUUGAGUCCAAGUUAUUUGGGGAUCCAGAUGAGUUCCCGCUCGCUCACCUCUUGCAGCCUUUCCGACAGUAUUACCUCCAAGCUGAGCACUCCCUGCCGGCGCUCAUCCAGAUAAGGCAUGACUGGGAUCAGUACCUGGUGCCAUCUGAUCAUCCUAAAGGCAGCUCCGUUCCCCAAGGAUGGGUCCUUCCCCCGCUCCCCAGCAACGACAUCUGGGCAACCGCCAUGAAGCUGCAGUAGUAAAGAGGCUCCAGGAGUGUGGUCCAGGCAACGCUCUUUCCAGCUCUAAAUAUUAGUGACGCUGCCAUCUUCUUGUGCUAUAGACUGAACAACAACCUGUCAACUCCGCGUGGCGUGGCCCUACCCAGAAGUUACAUUUUCCUUCUGUGCUCUGUUCUGGCCAGUGGGGCUUCUGAAUCAGGAGAUUAAUAUGGUUCUUUAGGAAAGGACCUAGGUAAACUGGGGCUGUGACCACAUGCCAUGGUUCACUGAAUUUGCCUCUGUUUUGAGGGGCUUGGCCCAGAGUGACUUGUUAGUUUACUGAACUUCCUUGUGUGGUGAUGGGUGUGUACCCGCCAUACACUCGGCACAGGUGUGCACUGGGUAGUUUAGCAGCCCUUCUCCUAGUACUGAGUGUGAAGGCAAGGUUGAUGCAAAACCUCCUUAUCCUCCCUAUCCAAAUAGCCCUCUAACUUCCAGGAAGAAAGGUCAAAAUGUUUCUUUGGUUUUGUGGAUCCCGUUUUUGGUGCAGCUUGAGAGUGUAGGCUGCAGACAGGGCUGGCAGAAAAGCUGGUGGCUUAGGUAGUUAUAUGGAGAGCUUGGAUCACCUGAACAGGACCCAAAUUUGGACAGUGUCUUAAUGGGUGAUGUUAGGAUCCAUGUUAGAAGGAUCCUAAUGAAAGGAACCGCUUUAUAAGUUCCUAGAUCUAGUUGUUCAGAAUUCCCAAGGAUAGAAAUUUAUUUCCCCAUCGGAAUAAGACCUUGACAUCAUGCACCCGGUGGGCGCUGGUAUAGCUAUGGAAUUUUCUUGGGAACUCAAGCUCCAAAAAUAUCCAUGUUUUCAAUAGUUAAAGCUGGGGGAAAAGCAGAUGAAAAUAAUGCGAUUUAUUUUUUUAUAUUCAUUAAUAAAUGCUCUUGUGCUUCGAGUUGAUCAAUGAUAUAAC